AUGUCUCUCGUCCAGCACGUCUCUGCCCAUGAGGGCAUCGAUCAUGAUCCUGCUUCACCAUCAGGUGAGCUCUCCUCACCAGUUGCAAGGCAAAUCCAUUAUGAUUUCCUCCGGCCGCAGCCACCCGUUGUAACACAGCAACCGGCCAUACCCGCAUAUCGGUACAGCACCUUCAAACGAAAAGUCCAAGUCAUUUUCACCUUUCUGGCAUGUUGCCUCACAUCUGGUAUCGUGUUCGGCUUUGCAGCACUGAAGCCUAUCCUUGUCAGCGAAGGGGUGUUUCAUCAUUUAUGCAGUCAAGAGGAUGCUUUAGACCCCCAGCCUGAUCUGUGUAAAGCUCAAGACCUCCGCCUGAAUCUGGCGUUCACCAUUGCCUCGAUCACUGCGAACAUGUCCGCCAUGCUGGCCGGGUAUAUGCUGGAUCGAUACGGAUCUCGGCCCUGUAGUAUGGCUGGAUACUGCUUUCUUCUAGUGGGCAGUGUUUUGAUGUCCCUCGCUCUGUUCUGGUCGGCAUUGCAGGACAUCCUGGCUGUAGGCAACUUCUUCCUUGCGCUCGGCGGCACCUUCAUCUUUGUGCCCUCCUUCCAAAUAGCCAAUGCUUUCCCUCGGCAUGCGGGCAGUAUCGUCGCCUGCAUCACAGGUGCAUAUGACGCCUCUGCCGCGGUAUUUCUUUUCUAUCAAAUGGGUUAUAUCGCUUCAGAGGGCGGCUUGAGCCCGUCCAUGUUCUUCCUCGCAUACUGCGCCAUCCCUGCUCUCUUCUACCUUGGUGCAGUUCUUCUCCUGCCCAAAAACGACUAUCAUUCACCCCUGCAGCUCGAGAACCGGCUGCACCUAGCGGAGGAAUUCUCUACCCAGAGCAGCUCAGUGGCCCCUAGCACACGCACACUUACGCAGCUUGCCAGUGUCCUCGGCAGUCCUGAUGAGCGUGCACAGCGUGCAGAGCGCGAGGAGACUCGACAGGCAGAGAGUGAUGUCUGGGGGAUGCUGCACGGACUGCCAGCCCACAAGCAGAUGAUGACACCGUGGUUCUGGCUGAUCACCGUUCUGACGGCGCUGCAGAUGCUGCGCAUGAACUAUUUCAUCGCAACGAUGCGGGGCCAGUAUGAAUUCCUGCUCGAGAACGCGGACAGUGCAGCUCGAGUCAAUCGCUUCUUCGACAUCGCCCUUCCACUGGGUGGCAUCCUGGGGACCCCCAUUAUUGGGUGGUUGUUGGACCGAGCUAGUGUGGCGGUGGUGCUGGCGGUGAUUGUGGUAGGCACGACUGUCGUCGGCGUGUUGAACUGUGUCCCGCGAUUGUGGGCGGCGUAUUCGACGGUCGUGUUGUUUGUGUUGCUGCGGCCGCUCUAUUACUCGGCUAUGUCAGACUAUGCCACGAAGGUGUUCGGCUUCGCGACCUUCGGCCGCGUGUACGGCACUAUCAUUUGCAUCUCAGGGAUAGUCAACUUCUCCCAGUAUGGGCUGGAUGUCCUCACCCAUAGCGUCUUCAGUGAAAAUCCCACUCCGAUCAAUAUUGGACUAGCUAUUGCUGGGUUCAUUAUUGGUUGGGUAGUGGUGACCUUCGUGGCUUUGGCGGGUCGGCAGCCAGAUUGGGACGAGGAAGACGAGUCCAGCCGUGGUCUCGCCCAGGAGCAACAGUCACUUCUUGGCAGGGAAGGGGGAGAAUGGGAAGAAGGACAAGAAGGGUGGGACGAAGAUGAGGGCGAAUAUGGAGACGAUUACGAGGAUGAAUACGACGCUCCUCAUCGGAUUCCUUGGUCCCUUAGAUACCUGCAUCAAGUCCAGUAA
Penicillium macrosclerotiorum is the source of this 1785-nucleotide messenger RNA. Its product is annotated as putative MFS transporter. The transcript is spliced from 4 exons. Lineage: Eukaryota; Fungi; Ascomycota; Eurotiomycetes; Eurotiales; Aspergillaceae. Gene Ontology annotation, biological process: transmembrane transport. Bases 1 to 1785 code for a protein of 594 amino acids. The record is from RefSeq and is a predicted model, not a curated record. Gene Ontology annotation, cellular component: fungal-type vacuole membrane. Gene Ontology annotation, molecular function: transmembrane transporter activity.